AUGUUUGGGGCUGCUGGGGGGUCUGUUUCAGUGUUCAAUUACGUGCGUAUGAUUAAUGGGACUGUGAUGAUUGCAAUGGCGAGGGUGAUUGUUGUUUUGAGCGGGAGUACAUCUCGCCCAAGCGAGACCCUCUCGCCUAAGCGAGAUCGCGAGGGAAGAGUAAGACUCUGUGGGAAAAUAAAGACUCUGUGGCCCAGCAAAGGGGCUCGACCACAAAAGACUACCUCUGAUUCACGGCAGCAGAAGAAGCCGUAUGAUAGGCCACAGAGAUCGGCUAAGAAACUACAGUGCUACAAUUGUGGUGGGGAGCAUUAUCGGAGGGAUUGUCCAAAACCCUCAGGCAGUUCCAAUGAUGGUGGUGGUAGCACUGACAAGUGCUACGUUUAUGAUCAGACAGGCCAUUUUACACGACACUGCCCGAAUAAGAAACCAGCUGCAGGUGCACCAGCGAAGAAACCAGUAGGGGAUCGACCUAGAGCCCCUGGUCGUGUUUUUGCCUUGACGACUAUCAAGGCCGCCCAGUCAGGAGCUACCCAUUCAUUCGUAUCCAAUGAAUGCGUGAGGAGGCUCAGUCUAGUAAUGCGAGAGCUGGCGUGCGAGUUAAUUGUUGCGACACCAGCGUCGGGAGAGGUAUCCACCACGUCUGUCUGUGUGGGAUGCCCUAUAAAGGUGGGAGGCCGCAGGUUCAAGGUGAAUCUCAUUUGCUUACCAAUGGAAGGGUUAGAUAUGAUUCUGGGUAUGGAUUGGUUGGCCAGCAACCAUGUGGUGAUUGAUUGCGGGCAACGCAGAGUGGUGUUUCCAGAUUGCUUUCAGCUCUUGAACCUGCUCUCAAAGCUACUAGGUUUCUUUAGUGAGCACCAGUGUCUUCCUUUAACCUCUGUCCAGGAAGAAUAG
Molecule: messenger RNA, 894 nt
Organism: Vigna unguiculata (cowpea)
Lineage: Eukaryota; Viridiplantae; Streptophyta; Magnoliopsida; Fabales; Fabaceae
Source: RefSeq, a predicted model, not a curated record